This is a messenger RNA of Ceratina calcarata, 7932 nucleotides long. RefSeq names its product serine/threonine-protein kinase gek (gene gek). The record is from RefSeq and is a predicted model, not a curated record. The transcript has 20 exons. NCBI's taxonomy places the organism in Eukaryota, Metazoa, Arthropoda, Insecta, Hymenoptera, Apidae. Gene Ontology annotation, cellular component: cytoplasm; cytoskeleton. Gene Ontology annotation, biological process: peptidyl-threonine phosphorylation; actomyosin structure organization. Gene Ontology annotation, molecular function: ATP binding; protein serine/threonine kinase activity. Bases 1172 to 6556 code for a protein of 1794 amino acids.
UUCACUUCUGUUUCAGUAAAAUAUAUAAUGUCGCUUUCAACCUAUUCUUCGUAAGAACUCUCUUAUUUUUAAGUCCAGACGUAACUGUGUUGAGAAAUAAUGAGAAAUCUUUUUUGGUGAAUGGAUAAAUGAUUUUUAGAAGGAUUUACGUUUUAUGAAUAUAGAGCAGUUAUCGGGAUUAUGCAUUAGGCGGUACCUCUAUCUGGCUAUCUAUAUGCUGAACCGUCAUAGGUACUUUCAAUGACGUAGGACUGCCAUAUUUUUUCCUAUAUGGAGCCUGCCAGGGGGUCAGCCAAAUUGUUGGGGGUUUGGAGGUGGCCAUGCGAGAUGUUUUGUGAUAAUCGAAUGGUGCGCAUAAUAAACAAUUAAACCGACAUAACAGCGGUGCGCGUCGUAUCGGCAGAUAUGCUCGAGUCGUUCGAGCGAGCGGCAAGAAUCGGCAAAGAGAGAAGGCCUUUCACUCAAAACAUCAUCCUUCCUCACAUGCGAUAGGAAUUUUUACAUCGGAAAUUCGAGAUCAGGAUGAGUGCGUAGUGCCGCGGUAAGAUUCUACCAGAAGUCGGGACAAUGGGGCUUUAACAUUUAUCCACGUUGUGUUUCGUCUCGUGAUCGUUAGCCUUUAAACAAGUACUGUAUAGUUUUGCAAUGCGAUCCCACCGACGACGGCACGCAAGUUGUCUUGGUGAUUCUGUUCAAUUCGUUUGAUCGCGAACGUGGUGCACUACCCCGUCGCACUAUUUUGGUCUGUACGUUUUAUUUACACGUAUUACUCUUGUUGCGCGUGUUAUUCUUCGCCAAAUAUUUUGGCUAUCUUUGUAGCAGUUACGUAAUUUCCGACGUGAGUAAUUCCGGCACCAUGGCCGAUGAUGAAUUAAAUGAAACUCGAUUGUUUUACACGUAAGUGGCGUGCGGACGUAUAUACCAGCGUAAAGUUAAAGGGAAUUGAUUUUUAACAUUCUUCGCGUAAACGCGAAACAAGUUGGGAGCGUGCUGCCGAGUUGCUAAUAACAUGAUAACGCGAUACGUCUGGUUCCACCGUUGUAAACAAAAUUAAUGUUUAAACAGUGAUAGUGAUCUUCCAUAGAUAUGUCUAUUGGAAAUUAUCUCUUUAAGGAUAGUCAUCACAUCAUAAUGUGGUGGUUUGAGAUACUAUUGAAUAAUACUACUAAAAAUGGCAGAGGUAGUAUCCAAAGAUUUUGGUAAAGAAAAGCCGUUUCGAAAAAGAGACAUGUCAGAUUCACUGCAGCAGCAGUGUAAUCAACCUCCUCCUGAUAUUAUGCCAAAGGGAAUUACAAUCAAUGGCAUAGGAGGAAGGUUACGCCAAUUAGAAUCCCUUUUCAUUGCUGGUCCUGUCCAGCGGGAAGGAAGGAUAGGCCACAGUUUUUCCAUCGAGACACUUAUCGAUGUUUUACUUGUCUUAUACGAUGAAUGCUGUAACUCUUCCUUACGACGCGAAAAGACUGUCUCCGAUUUCAUUGAAUUUGUGAAACCGGUGGCUGCUUGCAUUAAAAGUUUGCAAUUGGCACGGGAGGAUUUUGAGAUAUUAAAGGUGAUCGGUAGAGGAGCAUUUGGUGAAGUAUGUGUUGUAAGAAUGCGUGGUUCGGACAAAGUGUUUGCGAUGAAAAUUUUGAACAAAUGGGAGAUGCUGAAGCGUGCGGAGACCGCGUACUUCAGGGAGGAGAGGGACGUACUGGUGUACGGUGAUCGGAGAUGGAUUACGAAUCUCCAUUAUGCCUUUCAAGAUGACAAUAAUUUGUACUUGGUUAUGGAUUAUUACUGUGGCGGAGAUCUGUUAACCCUGCUAAGCAAAUUCGAAGAUCGCCUUCCCGAAGACAUGGCACGUUUUUAUAUAGCUGAAAUGGUUCUGGCCAUUGGGUCCAUACAUGACUUGCGUUACGUACACCGUGAUAUUAAACCGGAUAACGUUCUGUUAGACGCGAACGGCCACAUUAGAUUAGCUGACUUCGGAUCCUGUUUACGAUUGUUCGAGGACGGCACCGCGCAGAGUAACGUUGCCGUUGGUACACCAGAUUAUAUAUCACCGGAGAUCUUACGGGCAAUGGAAGAUGGUCAAGGACAAUACGGGCCUGAAUGCGAUUGGUGGUCUUUAGGCGUAUGCAUGUACGAGAUGCUAUAUGGGGAAACACCUUUUUACGCGGAAUCUCUAGUCGAAACUUACGGAAAGAUUAUGAAUCAUAAGAAUUGCUUUGACUUCCCAGCAGAUGAUAUAUACGAAGUUUCCGAAGAAGCGAAAGAUUUAAUGAGAAAAUUAAUAUGUAGUUCAGAAUUUAGAUUAGGUCAGAAUGGAAUUGACGAUUUUAAGAAACACCCAUGGUUUGAGGGUGUGAAUUGGGAUACUCUUAGGGACAGUACAGCACCUUACAUUCCUGAGGUUUCCUCGCCAACGGACACGUCGAAUUUCGACGUUGACGAUACAGACGUUCGCAGUUCUGACGCUGUUCCGCCAGCAGCAAAUUCUGCGUUCUCCGCGCUUCACUUACCAUUCGUUGGCUUUACAUUCACACAAGGAAGCUGCAUAUCGGAUUUGGGCUGUUUGUCGGCCGCGACUCAAACAGACAAACGCGUACAGAUACUGGAAGAAGAGAAUGCACAACUGACCCAAGCACUCGAGGAAUUAAAGAAGCAACUAAGCGUGAGCCAUUCUUCUGCCGGAUUGUCACCAGAUUCUAAUAACGCGACAAGGAAACUUCAGGAUGAAAUAAAUACACUUACGAAACGUAACUGCGAAUUAGAAUCGCAGCUGAAAUCCAUGGAGGUGCCCCGUGAAUUACGAAGUUUGGAUAACGGCGAUAUGACGAAAUUGCGCGAGUUAGAGAAAUUGGUACGUUCCCUUCGAUUAGAGAAGGAGGAAGCUGUUAAAGAUAAGUUGGAUGCUCAGGAGAAGCUUAAACUUCAGGACAAAGAAUUGAAAGAUGCGUUGACACAGCGUAAACUAGCGAUGGCUGAAUAUACCGAAGUCACGGACAAGUUGUCUGAGCUGAGGCAACAGAAACAGAAAUUAUCUCGGCAAGUCAGAGAUAAGGAAGAGGAACUGGAAGUUGUAAUGCAGAAAGUUGAUAGCUUGCGACACGAUAUUCGGAAAGCCGAGAAGUUGCGUAGGGAAUUAGAAAAUCGCGUCGAAGAGGCGAUGGCUGAAACGAGUAAAGAGAGAAAAUUGAGGGAACGCAGCGAGGAAUAUUGUAAACAGAUGCAGGAAGAGACGGAGAAGAUUCGACAGAGAUCGAUAGGAAAUGAUGCGGGUGCGAAUCACGCGCUGGCGACGCAGGAAAUUAACAGGCUAAAAGCGGAAGUGGAAAAGCUGGAGGUACAAUAUAAUGAAAACUUGAAUCAACAGCAGAGCAGGUACAACGUUGAGAUUCGUAGUCUCCAAGAACAACUACACGAAGCUGAAACUAGGAGAGAUUUAUUGGAAAGAGAGGUGCAAUUAACGAAGGAGAAGUUAGAUGCGGCGAGAUUAGAGAAUAUUACUGAUAGUGAAGAGACUAUAAACGAAUUGAGCAGACGUCACGAGAGAGAGAAAAUUAUGCUAGUCGAAGAGAACAAAAAACUUAUGUUAGAACUUGGCACUGUUACUGAUAGUGUUAAUAGAAUACAAGGCGAGAGGCGUCAGUUGGAAGAAGAGUACGAGGAAUUAAGAAACAAGAAGGAAGCUAUUGCACAGUGGGAAGCGCAGAUCACCGAAAUUAUUCAGUGGGUGUCUGACGAGAAGGAUGCCAGAGGAUACUUGCAGGCGUUGGCUACGAAGAUGACGGAGGAAUUAGAAUUUUUGAAGCACUCCGGCGGUGUCGGCGGUGUAGGAAGCGGUUCUACGAUGGCAGAUAAAAACUGGCGAAAUCGUAGAUCGCAGAAGCUUGAUAAGAUGGAACUUCUGAAUUUGCAAAGUUCUUUACAAAGCGAAAUACAAGCUAAGCAAGCGAUAUCCGAAGAACUUACGAAGACGCGUUCAGAUUUGAUUGCUGCUCAAAAGGAAUUAAGAGAUUUCAGGCAACGGUUCGAUACCCUCACGCACGAGAUUAAACGCAAAGAAAUGCAAAUAAAAGAGUUGCAAGCAAGGCUUGAUACAGGCGAUGGAUUUUUAGAACGUCCUACAUCCCAGAUGUCACAUUUGGAACAUUUUUUGAAAGAAACUGCAAGCAGUACCCGUCACGGAAGUGCGGAUAGCGUAGAAGCCGACAUCGAGGAUAAUCGAGCACCGAGUAUCUCCAGCAGUAAAAGCAAUUUAUCCGAACUCAGUAUUGAUCCGACAUCGCCAUUAUCUCACGAGUUACUGAACAAAUCGUCAACGUCUCAUGGACAAGCCAGUCUUCAACCGAAACCAAAAUCGCAUCAAUUCUUAGUAAGAACAUUCUCGGCCCCAACGAAAUGUAAUCACUGUACUUCGCUAAUGGUGGGCUUAACGAGGCAAGGAGUAGUGUGCGAAGUUUGUGGCUUUGCGUGUCACAUGCCCUGCUGUGACAAAGUUCCACCAAUGUGUCCUGUACCACACGAUCAAACGAAACGACCACUGGGCAUUGAUCCUACGCGAGGAAUAGGUACAGCCUACGAAGGAUACGUGAAAGUGCCAAAAAUGGGUGGAGUGAAGAAGGGUUGGGUUCGUCAAUUUGUAGUUGUUUGCGACUUCAAAUUGUUCCUUUACGAUAUUUCGCCCGAUCGUAAUGCGUUACCAUCGGUCUACGUGUCUCAAGUUCUAGAUAUGAGAGACGAAGAAUUUAGCGUUAGUUCUGUACGAGAUUCGGACGUCAUACAUGCCACGAAGAAGGAUAUUCCGUGCAUAUUCAGGAUAACAACGUCUCUGUUAGAACCGCCGGGCUUAAGGAAUCAUACCCUAAUGCUCGCAGACACGGAAAGCGAGAAAACGAAAUGGGUAGUUGCUUUAAGUGAACUGCAUAGAAUAUUAAAGAAAAAUAAUCUUCCUAAUACAACGAUUUUUAGAGCGAAAGAAUUGUUAGAUAAUACAUUGGCGCUUAUUAAAAAUGUGAUGUCAGGAGCAAUUAUUGAUCCAGAUCGUCUAGUCAUUGGCACAGAAGAGGGACUCUUCUGUUUAGAUUUAGAUCGUAGAGAAAUUGCAAGAGUGGGAGAAGGCAAGAAAAUAUAUUUACUGGAAUAUGUAACGGAAGAACAAUUAAUAGUAGUUUUAAGUGGAAAGCAACGUCACGUACGGCUAGUUCCAGUACGUGCAUUGGACGGAGACGAGGUCGAGUGGAUUAAAGUCGCUGAAACAAAAGGAUGUAUAACUUUAACGACGGGCGUGGUUCGUCGAAACCCGUUAACUUAUUGUUUGUGUGUUGCCAUAAAAAAACAGAAUGCAUCUCAAGUGAUUAUCUACGAAAUAACGCGUACGAAAACACGUCACAAACGCAUACGUGAACUGAUGUUAUCGUGUCACGCACAAACUUUGCAAAUCCUAUCUGAAGGCCGGUUUUGUGUCGGAUAUCCUUCCGGAUUUUCUAUCUACAGCAUUUUAGGAGACCAUCACCCUAUUUCAUUGGUCCAUUCUGAUAAUACGCUCCUAGCUUUUCUCACGUACAGUGCUGUAGAUGCUCUGCGUUGUAUCGAAUUGCCGCGUGGUGAAUUCUUGUUAGUCUUCCAUACAUUGGCAGUUUACGUGGAUAGCCAAGGCCGAAAGAGUAGAGAUCGCGAAAUUAUGUAUCCGGCUAUCCCAACGGCAGUCAGUUACUGCGAGGGUUAUUUACUAGUUUACAGCGGAACUCACAUAGAUGUGUUUGACUGCGCAACCGGAGACUGGUUACAAACACUUAAUGUAAAACGAGCGCGACCACUAAACACUUCAGGUUCCCUGACGUCUUGCAUCAUCAACGAUAUGCCACACGUUAUUUUCCUGAGCAAUUUACAUCAACGAGAACAAUUGAACUUGACACCGGUAGACGCAAGUGGUAGACAAAUGACGAGACCGCGGAGAAGAUUUUCACUGAGAGAAGGUAAUAGGGCAGUUCGCCCCACCGACAGACGUUCAAAGAUGAUUUCCGCUCCAACGAAUUUCAAUCACGUCAGUCACAUGGGCCCUGAUAAUGGAAUACAAAUUCAACGACUAUUAGAUCUGCCUACUACACUUGAAACAGCUGAUCAGCAGCAUAGCGGUCAUCACAGUAGCUCCCAUCUUCACAGCAGUCAACAAAGAUUAUAUAGUCCAGCGAUUCAGGCGUCGACUAAGCCAGCGCCACUGCCUCCUAGACAUCCGCCUUCCGAUACGCGUCGUCUUAGUUCUCAUAUAUCUAGAAACUCGGGAUAUUCUCCGCAUAACGGUUCAACAUCUUCGCGCAGAGGACCAGCACCUCCACGACCAACUGCGACUCCACCCUCGUUACCUCGAACCCCCGUGGACCAAGUCGAUUCGGAAUCCGUGCAUCUGCGAUCGCACACUCCGCUGUCCCUCGGUAGCAUCGCAUCUUUACACGACAAGGAACACACCUCUGGCGGAAGUCCUAGACAUUCAAUAGCUUCGAACAACAGUUCAAAUCCAUCGACGCCUCCGAGUCCCGCUCAUGAUCACGGCUCAUCCUCAUACGAUUCAUAAGUAUUAAAUUAUCACUUCUUAUAAUAUUGAAAAGUUACUGUAAUCGUAUGCAUUAUCUGAAUAAUAGGAUUACAGUAUCUGUAGUAAUCUCCCGACGCGAAUUUUAAUUUAUAACUGGAAAGUUAUCGCACUCAUAUCUUUUUUUUUUGUGCAAUACAUUUCCGUAAUAUCGUGCAUUAUAUUGAUCUAGCAAAAAGCAUAAUAUUCGUAUUAAGCGUACGAAUGAAUUGGAAGGGAAAGUUGCACGGUUUAUAUUUUAAUUAAGUUCGAUGAAACUGUUCGAUGAACGUAUUAGGAUUAAUUUUAAUAUCGCAAUAACUUUCUGGUCUUCAACAAUUUAUGCAUAAUAAGUUACAAUGCUUAACAAGGCAAUUUUAUAUAGGUAAUGUAAUCAUAAAUUAUUGUAAAUAAUUUAUAUGUUUGAAAAUCAUUGAGACAACGAUGCCAUAUAAUACCGAAGUAGUAGGUAUCGUUUAUGUUUUUUAAUCAGUUUUAACAUGGACACUCUGCAUAAUUAUCGUUUUAACCGCGAUUAACUACCGUUAAGUUAAUAAAAGAAAAAUCGAAAUCACAGUCAAAUUAUCUAGCAAUAAAAGAAUCUAAUCUAAUAAUCAAUCGUACCUACAUCUGAAUCAAGGUAUGACGGAGAUAGUUUCAAUUAAAUUAUAUAGAAUUAAUCAUCGUUGACGGAAAAAAAAAACAAAUUCGGAGGUGGUAAAUCGAUCUAAUGCCUUAUGACUAAAUAAUUUUCUAUUGCAAGUCAUAAUGCAAUGAGAUGCACCGUACGUAUUAUUCAUCGUGUGAAUAGUAGAAAAUAAUCGUGCAAUCGUAUGGGAAGCUCCAGCUACAGCGGAUAGUCAUUAAACGAGGAGACUUGACAGUUUUAAAUGACGUAUAAUUAUUAUAUACGUGCUACAGGCAAAGAACUAUGUUGAACAUUGGUUUGUCCUUAUUGCAACGAAAGCUGAUUUCAACCCCCUUUAAAAACAUACUACUUUCCGCGGCGAUAAGCAUCAUCAGAAGUUCGAUUCACAUUUUUUAACAGAUACAUGUAUUUAAAAUUUGAUUAGCAGAGAUGUUAGCAACUGCAAUGCAUAAUAUUAAUGACUGAGAACAAAUAUCAGAGUGAAAUGAACAAUGAAUUAUUACUUAAUUUAAACGUUUAAAUCCUGAAUCUUUUUAUCAUAGUUUGAUGACAAGCCUAUAAACAUUACGCGACAUACUGCAUCUUUAUUACUUUUAUAUUAAAACGAAUUGAAAACCGGAUGAAUUAAAAAAACACUGAUACUAAUGAAUUACCCUAACAUCGUAGGAAGAAAUAAUAGUUGGACGACUAAUUAGUUACAUUCGUUUCUUUUAUAGAUAUAAGACUAGGA